AUGGACUGGUACGCGGCUUCUGACAUCAUGUACAUCCUGCAGCCAGGCGAGUUUAUGUUUUGUGUUUGUCAGCUAGAUUUGCAGUGGGACCGACGGCGCCGACGCGGCUCCAUGCGGCGGCUCCCCGUGCUUUCCAGAGGAGCGAUCCAGAGUCGAUUGUCGCCACUGAGUGUGACAGGGCAUGAAGCUUGGCCUCAGCGGCUACAGCGUCCGGUCGCAGUGCUUCUUCGAGCCAGCAGCUCGGACUCCAAGAAGACAGAGCAGACCCAGACCACGCAGACAGCGUCUCCGCAGCACCACUUCCGCGAUCUCUAUGAGGGGUCCGCCCGACAGAUGCACACACAGAUGGAAAGGCUGGCCAAGAUGACGCGGAAUGUGCAGCUCUCCUACCGUGUCAUGAUGGCCGGAGGCGGCGCUGUGGCCGUCGGCAUCGGCUACGUUGUCAUCAACUGGACAAUUCUUCGCUCACAUGUCUCCCAGGAGUCAGCAGAGGUGGUGUCCCAGACAAUGAGGGACGCGCAGGUACAGUUCACUGCUCGAGAAUUCUCGAAGGAGUUGCUCAACCAGUUGCUGCACGACGAAGAAAUCGCCACGACGGUAGCGUCCUGGACUUUGCGGCUUCUGGCCUCCAUACAAGAGGAAAUUGGAGCAUUGUUUGUUCGCAUCCUGCAGCAGGACCAGGUUGUGGACGAAGUUAACCGGCUAGCAGACAAGCUCGUGGCUUACCUCUGUGCAAGCCAGACGAUACAGACGCGAAGCAUCAGCUUUAGCGCCCGAGAAGCGUGGCCCGGGGGCCCCAUGGAUUUCGCAGAACCGCUGAUUCCUUUGGCCGAGACGCGCAGCGAGCAAGGAGCCAGUGGAGCUAGGAGAGUGGCGUGGGCGCAGGGCUUGGCAUUGACCAGCCUCCUUGUUUGCGUGGCCCGGCUUCCGGGGCUGGCCGCACCAGAGCUCGCAGGCGCCCCGCUGGUGCUGGCGAGCGGACCUGUGGGUCUCGGUGGCUACCUGGGCUCCCUGGGCACAUUCUUGAGGCAAUAUUAUGAUAGCCUGGAGCCUUACGUUUGGCUCAUCAACUACUGUGGCAUUGUCCUCUUUGUGCUGUUGUUUGUGAUGUCUUUCCUCAACCAUGCCAAGGAUUUCUCCGGAUUUGUGAAGAUGAUGGAAGCCUUUGGCUUGCCCUGCCCGGCAUUCAUGGCCCUCGGGGGCCUCUUCAGCCUCCUGGCGGGCUCCUUGUGCUACCUCACAGGAAUCCCGGUCUUGAUGGAGUGGGGUGCGGAGUUCUUGCUGAUGUUCCUGAUUGCUUCAACCUACUUCGGACACUACAAGCCCUGGAAACAGUCCAAAGACAUGAGCCACUUUAUCAUGAUUCUGAAGAACAUCGGUCUUUCCGGUCACUGUUUGCUCACGAUCGGGUUCGAGGUGCCUGAAAUCGGCAAAGAUGGGACCCCCCUUGGCCUGCACGGAGCACUUGGAUCUGUCGGAGUUUUCAUCGGCAAGAUCUACGUUUUUUUCCGGCCUUAUUCGUUUUUCUUCAAGUACACAGGCCUUGUCCUCUUCGUUGUGCCCUUCGUACUGUCAUUUCUGAAUCAUGCGAAGGACACCAAACAGUUUGUUGGAAUGAUCAUGGGCUUCGGUUUUGGCCGCACGACAGCGACUGCCCUUGCCGUCUUUACCCUGAUCCUCCUGUCGGUUUCAUCGAUCUUCUAUGUGAGCGGCAUCCCUGUGUUGAUGGAGCUUGGAGCAGAGGGCCUCUUCACGUUCCUCCUCUUUGCCACCUACUUCGGCCAUCUAAAGCCCUACCUGCAGUCAGGAGACAUGGGGCAUUUCCUCAACAUUCUAAAGAAUGUCUCCCUGGCUGGGGCCUGCCUAAUGACAAUGGGCGUCGUCAUUCCUCAGAUUGGGCAUACAUGA
Messenger RNA from Symbiodinium sp. CCMP2592, 1908 nucleotides. The record is from the annotation of a GenBank genome assembly. Lineage: Eukaryota; Dinophyceae; Suessiales; Symbiodiniaceae.